Molecule: messenger RNA, 3922 nt
Organism: Cheilinus undulatus (humphead wrasse)
Lineage: Eukaryota; Metazoa; Chordata; Actinopteri; Labriformes; Labridae
Gene: col28a1a
Product: collagen, type XXVIII, alpha 1a
Exons: 33
Coding region: 1-3414 (1137 amino acids)
Molecular function (GO): serine-type endopeptidase inhibitor activity
Source: RefSeq, a predicted model, not a curated record
AUGCUGCAUUCUCCUUCAUCAGCUCUGGUCUGCCCGUUGGAGGUCAUGUUCAUCGUAGACAGCUCAGAGACAGCCACAUUUCGGGUGUUUGAGCAGCAGAAGAAUUUCGUGUUGCGUUUCAGCACCAAGCUGACACAGCUGCAUUCACCUGGUUGGCGUUUGCGCCUGCGGCUGGCAGCCCUGCAGUACAGCAGCACCGUGUCCGUGGAGCACAACUUCAGGGACUGGCAGGACCUGGACGUCUUCCACAGCCGCGUGGCCUCCAUGACCUUCAUCGGCCACGGCACCUACACGGCCUACGCCAUUAGCAAAGCCACGCAGGUGUUCAGCGAGACGUCCUCCAGCAGCCUGAGGGUGGCGCUGCUGAUGACUGAUGGCACGGACCACCCACGCAGCCCCAGUGCGGUGACGGCUGCUGCUGAGGCCAAACAGCACAACAUCCGAGUGUUCACUAUCGCACUGUCAGAUCUGCCCAGAGACGGAUCCACGGGUGCAAAACUUCGGUCUAUAGCCAGCGCUCCCCCACUGCAGCACGUGUUCAGCCUCACAGAUGGCCAGCUGGAUGACAAACUCUUCAACGAACUGAACACAAUUGUAAAAACUGGGUGCCCACAGCCAAAGACAUGUUUUUGUGAGAGAGGGGAGAGAGGUUAUCCUGGAGCACCGGGGAAACCAGGCGAGCCGGGUUCCAUUGGAGCUCCAGGUCCUAAAGGGUCCCGUGGGGAAGCUGGAAUCAAUGGAAGACCAGGAAUUGAGGGCCUUGAGGGUCGACCCGGCAGCAAAGGUGAAAAGGGAGAACAAGGUGAAUGUGGAGCCCCCGGUAAAAAGGGAGAAAAGGGUACAGUCGGAUCUCCUGGAUCCAGAGGGCCCAGAGGAGAGCAGGGGGUCAAAGGUGGACAUGGAGAUCCAGGUCCUGAGGGGCCAUCAGGAUCUAAAGGGGACCGAGGACUCCGCGGUGCACCAGGACCUCCUGGAGACAACGGGGUUGGCUUCCAAGGUCCCAAGGGAGACAAGGGGAAUCAAGGUAGACCAGGCCCUCCUGGACCAAUAGGGAGGGGUGAACCAGGAACUCCAGGCCCAGCAGGGCCGCAAGGGAUGCAGGGGUCUCCGGGUCUUCAAGGUGAAGGUCUUCCGGGGCCAAAGGGUGACAGAGGUUAUGAGGGUCCUAAAGGAAACCGUGGACCUCCAGGGGCCGGGUACAAAGGUGAAAAGGGAAACACUGGGGCCUCAGGGCUACCUGGCCCAGUAGGGUUUCCAGGAACAGGACUCCAAGGAGAAAAGGGGGACCAAGGGCCAGUUGGGCCAUCUGGUCCCAGAGGACCUCCUGGACUGGGAAUAGUUGGACCAAAGGGGGACCAGGGUUUCCCUGGAGAGCCUGGACCACAGGGACACAGGGGGGUUGGUGAGCCAGGACCAAAGGGGGAGCCGGGGCCUGAUGGGCCUUCUGGGAUACCAGGGAUCCCUGGUGAAGAUGGAGCUGUGGGGCCGAAGGGAGAGAUGGGACUGCCGGGUCCACGAGGCCCUGAGGGAGCUCCGGGUAAAGGUGUCCCAGGAGAAAAGGGAGACCGAGGUGACCGUGGGCCGCGGGGGCUGUCAGGGUCUCCUGGCCCCAUUGGACCUCCUGGAGCUAAGGGGGAACCUGGCAGUGUAGGCAUGAUGGGCCUACCUGGACCUGCUGGGCGUGGCUUACCAGGACCAAAGGGAGAUUCUGGGCCUCCUGGACCAGCUGGACCCGUUGGAGAGCCUGGUGAAGGAAUCAUGGGGCAAAAGGGUAACAAAGGAAAUCUUGGACCUGUUGGACCACCAGGAGCUAAAGGAGAGAGCUUGCCUGGGCCACAGGGGCCACCAGGCUUACCAGGAGCACCAGGAGAGAUUGGGCCUGAGGGGAAGGGGUUACCUGGACAGAAGGGUGACAGAGGCUUACCUGGAGUUCCAGGUCCAUCGGGUCCUCCUGGAAUUGGACUUUAUGGACCAAAGGGUGGAAUAGGGCAGCCUGGUCCACCAGGACUCGCAGGGGUUCCAGGAGAGGGCAUCCAAGGACCAAAGGGAGAGCCAGGGUUUCAAGGACCGACUGGCCCUAGAGGAGCACCAGGUGAUGGCAUUCCAGGGGAGAAGGGAGACAGAGGCAUUCCUGGAGACCGAGGAAAGAAAGGAGAUAAAGGGGACCAUGGAGAACCUGGAUCUACAGGACAGAUGGGACUUCCUGGAGAAAAAGGAGAGCCCGGACUUACAAGAGAUGAAGUGAUCAGGAUCAUUAGAGAAAUAUGUGGCUGCGGUCUGCGCUGCAGGGAGAGCCCUCUAGAACUGGUGUUUGUCAUCGACAGCUCAGAGAGUGUCGGACCAGAAAACUUUGAGCUGGUGAAGGACUUUGUAAACGCUCUCAUCGACCGGAUGACUGUGAGCAGAGAAGCAAGCCGUAUUGGCGUGGUUCUCUACAGCCAUGUGGACAGGGUGGUGGUCAGUCUGCAGCAGCAGCUCAGCCAGGAGGAGGUGAAGACCGCUGUCAGGAUGAUGCCCUACCUUGGCGAGGGCACCUUCACAGGUAGCGCAAUCCAUCGAGCCCACCAGCUGUUCUACGCCUCGCGGCCCGGUGUGAGGAAAGUGGCUGUAGUUUUAACAGAUGGGCAAGCAGACACCCGUGAUGUCAUGCAGUUUGAAGAAACAGCGACACAGGCCCACGCUGACCGGAUCGAGAUAUUUGUUAUUGGAGUGGCGAACAGGACAGACCGUCUUUAUGAAGAGUUCAAAGCUGAGAUGAAUGUUAUUGCCUCUGAUCCUGAUGAAGAGCAUGUCUACCUCAUCGAUGACUUCAGGACACUUCACACUCUGGAGGGCAAAAUACUGAGUCGAAUCUGUGAGCAGGAAGACGCGAUGUCAUUGCUUCCAAGCCCUAUCUUAACACCUACAGAGAGCCGACCAGACGCUCCAGAUGGCUACAGACCAUUUCCAUAUGAGGAAAAUAUACAAAUUGAACUCCCUCUGGAGACGGUCCCGACUCCAACACGAAGGACCCACAAGCCCGUGCGAGUUGACGAGAACCUGAUCAACUCUAACGUGUUGGUGGAUCCCUGGAAUGAGCUGCCGGACAAGACGUUUGUCUCUCCUGGUGGACGGGGGCGGCAGAGCCCAGGGUUGAGUUCAGUGAUGGGACCUCAGACUCCAAAUGAGCGGCUGUAUGAGGUAGAGAGCACAAAGGCUCCAGUCAGCCCUCCUCCUCCUCUGACGGACUCUGUGAGGCCAGAUGUGGGGUGCACUCAGCCUCUGGAUCCCGGGCUCUGCCGACAGUACGAGGCCAGGUGGUACUACGACCCUGAGGCCAACGCCUGUGCUCAGUUCUGGUUUGGAGGCUGUGAUGGAAACCGAAAUAAUUUUGAGACUGAAGCAGACUGCAGGAACACCUGUGUCUACACGUAACAGAGCACAUGUGUGGAGGAAAGUGUGCAUCGCAGCGUCACAGAGGAACAGAGAGGACUGAUGACAAAGGCUCCGCUGUCGGACAUGCGAGUUGGAUGGUUAUGGUCACAUACUGUGACGGCUGAAGGGACCUCAUCGCUGUCUGACUGGCUGCAUUCAUGCUGCACAUUUACUAACUGUUUCUGCUCUGUAUGUACACCUGCAUUAAACAUCAACACAAGCUGCCCAGAGCAUCCAAAGGACCAAAUAUAAAAUAUCAUCCAAAAUGCAAAUUUUUUCACUUUCAUUACAUUUUUUUGUUGUCCAGUUUGUCCUAAGCUUAUGCCCAGUCCUAACUUUUACCCCUUGCCCUCGUUACCCACUGCCCCCUUGAAACAGAGUUACAAGAGUUUGUAUGGGACAACCUUACAAGUUCCUGAUAUGUCGUCAGUAGUCGUAGACAGCAUUUUCAUAAACAACACUGGACUUUUCACUACCAGGGUUUUUUUAAAUGCUUCUUUGAAAUCAA